This is a messenger RNA of Penicillium oxalicum, 1113 nucleotides long. RefSeq lists its product as uncharacterized. The transcript has a single exon. The coding region runs from base 1 to 1113 and encodes 370 amino acids. Gene Ontology annotation, molecular function: oxidoreductase activity. NCBI's taxonomy places the organism in Eukaryota, Fungi, Ascomycota, Eurotiomycetes, Eurotiales, Aspergillaceae. The record is from RefSeq and is a predicted model, not a curated record.
AUGGGAACUCAGUAUAUGAUGCAAGCUGGACUGGCUUCCGGCAUGUCAGCUACGGAGGGCAUGUCCCCCGCCCGUCCACGAUCUGUUGAUCCAAACCUCAGUGAUCCAGCUCACUUGCUCCCCGAAGAUAUUGUCCCCACCUCCCGAGACCGUCUUGCUGUGCGAGCGUUCGGCGGCAAGGACAUUAUGAUUCCGUACAUGGGCAUCGGCACCUGGUCGUGGGGGGACAAGGCAACAUUCGAUUACGAUGCAAUCACCGACCUGCCCCGGAUUCACGCCGCAUGGGCUAAACUCAAAUCUGUGGGACUCACCUUUGUCGAUACCUCGCAGGCUUAUGGGAACGGCGAAAGCGAGAGAAUCUGCGGAACGCUGUUCGAGGGAAUGCCCCGGGAUGCAUUCGUGGUACAAACGAAGUGGUUCUCGGGCGGUCUCUCCAACACUCUGAUGCAGUCGCGUGGGCCCAAGGCUCGGCUCAGGGAAUCUCUCAGUCGGUUGGGCCUGGACUAUGUGGACAUCUAUCUGGUUGACGGGCCGAUUCACGGUAGUUCUAUUGCUACGGUUGCGGAGGGACUGGCUGAAUGCGUACACGAGGGAAUGACGCGUGCUGUGGGUGUUGCCAAUUACAGCACGCAGGAGAUGAUCAAAAUGGCCGAGGAGCUGGCGAAAAGCAGCGUGCCCUUGUCAAUCUCGCAGUGCGAAUACUCAGUGCUACGCCGUAUACCCGAAGUGAGCGGGAUGAUCCGUGAGUGUCUCAAGCGCGGAAUUUGCUUCCAGGGCUUUGCUUCGCUCGCCGAAGGCCGAUUGACCGGCAAGUACUCGCGCUUCAACGAGCCCAAGGCCAAUCGACGAUUCAGCAGUUAUCCGAUGCAUAUGCUGGAGCCAACCAUCAAUGUCCUCAAGGGCAUCGCAGCCGAUCGUCGAGUGCCUUUGUCGGCUGUGGCGUUGAACUAUCCAAUCAACAAGGGCGUGGUGCCUCUUGUCGGAAUUCGUGAUCCUGGCCAGGCGGAUGAUGACAUGCAGGCACUCGGCUGGCGAUUGACAGAAGAUGAGAUCCAUCGGAUUGAGGAGGUCAGCUUUGAGGGGCAUACAUCAACUCUCUUGCAGCAUGGAUAG